CUCGUGGCCGACUCGUCGCGCGCGUACCGAUCGCGUACACGUCUCCGCGUAAAAAUAAAGUCCACAGCGCGCGUCUGCGCACUUCAACCCAUUUAUAAUUAUUAGUAAAUCGCGGCGCGAGCGCACGACUGCCGUGACCGGACGCGCUUGCGAAAAAGAAAUUCAAUUCAAACACACGAACCCUUACGCGACAUAGACAGUGACGAACGACGCAAAUCCCUUUCAUGAGAAUCAAUUUGUAAGCGAAACAACGACUCCUACGCAAAAUACCGGUAUUUCGUAAUUUGUGAGAUCACAACUGAUUAAAAACAAUUUCAAGGUUUUUAUUUAUUAUCAAAGUAAAAUAGUGAUAAAAGUGAAUAAUAUUUAUUUUAAUUAUGCCUGAAAGGCCGAAGAGACGCAAAAAUAAUAAAAAUAAACGGAAGAAUAAUAAAAGUAAUCGAAGUGAUGUCAAUAAAAAUAGUACAGAAGAAAAUAAAGAAACUGUUUUAGAAUCUAGCUCAGAUAUUACGACGGAAGAUAUAAAUGAAAAUAAAACCGAAAUAUUUAAACAAGAUUGCGAUAAACUAAAAACCUUACCAUGUGAGAACUUACCUUUGGAUAUCAAGUCUAAAAUAAGUACUUUAGAUGAAAUACAAAAAUGUGAUAAAACACAAAGAAAGCAAAAUAAUGAUGACGACUCUCUUAUAUUACCGACGUAUAUCGUUGAAACCCCUGAUAAAUCUAUUAAAAUAAAGCCAAAAUUAGAUAAUGGAAUGAAAAGUAAGAGUUGUGAUAAUGAUGAUAGCCCUACGAUAGUUGAAAUUACAGAAGACGCAAAUAUUCAAAGUGAUAAUAAAAUACACACUCUUGUUAUAGAUAAUAGUAAUGCAAUAGUUACACAUGAUGAAUCAAGUAUCGAAUGGGAAAAUGUUGAUGAUUUUAAAUUACCCCAAACUGAAUUAAUCGAAGGUGUGCUAUCAAGUAUGACAAUACCACUUAAUAUUGCCCAAUGUGAGCACACUAAAACACUCAGCCCAGAAGAAGAAUCAUCUUUACGAAAUUACUUACAAACACUGAAUUUAUCCACGAAUUCUACAAGUUUAAACGUAGGAGAUAUUAAAACAGAAAUAGAACAACUUAUUAAUCGCGAGGUAAAAUACAGACUACGAAGAAAAGGAUUUGCUGAAGAUUUUAUAUAUCCUCGUGCAGGAACAUCUAGGUCUUUAGCUGUAAUUGAUGAAGAGGGAAGUAGUGGUUCUUCUAAAACAUCACAGCGUCAGUCAUAUAUAAGUGAUAAAAAAAGUGAUAAUGAGGAACUAGAAGAUGAAGUGUUUGAAUAUAAAAAAGGAGAAGAUCUUAGAAAUGAAAAUGUGGAUUUUAUAAGCAAAACAUCUUCUAGACAUUUAAUACCACAAAAAUGUAUACGAGUAGAUGCAAAACUUAAGGAGCCUGAAAUAUCUGAGGCACGAGGCGAUUGGACCGUAAAGACUGUUGAAAAAUUGACUGGAGCGGAAUUAGUUUAUUUAACUGACUCUUCUAGUAGUACUAGUUCUAUAUAUGAUGCGAAUGAUGAUUCUAGUAGAGGUGAAGAAACUGAUACAUCUGUGCGCAUAAUAACUCCAACUAUUGAGGUUUCCGAUGCAGAAACAAUGCUUUCAAAUUCAUUUUUAGUAAAAAAAUAUAAUAACAAUGCUAACGAACCACCGGAAAAAGAAAUAAACAAAGAUGAUAAAAUUAAUAUGCAGUUAAUUAAUAACAAAAAUUCUGAUGAUAUAAAAAAAGAUUUUUCAUACAAUGAACCACAUUCAAAUGAAAAUUCUCAUGAAAUAGUUAUUUUAAGUACAGAUAAUCUCAAAACAAAUUUAUUUGUCAAAGCUUUAGAUGACGAAAAAAUUCAUAUAUCACCAGAAAAAUGUGAUCUGGAACGAAUACACGAGGAAAAAGCAAAAAUAAAUAAAAAAUCUCCCAAUGAUAUAGAUGAAUACGAUCUUGAAAUAAAAGUUCUUAAGUGUGAACUUAAUGAUGCUAUAAAUAACUUAAUAAAAGAAGUUGUUUCUGAUUCUGAAAAUAGUAAUGAAUGCUCAAAAGACACAUUUAAACGUCAAGAUUCUUCUAGCAGUAUAGAUUCCUCCCAAUGUACCGCUAAAUAUAAUCCCACACAUUCUUCUUUAAAUGAUGUAUCCAAUUUAAUAAAUGACGAGGAAUGUGAUAAUAUAAACAAAGAAAAUAUAGAAAAUAAUACUAAUGUUAGUCAUGUAAAAGAUGUGCUACAUUGUAUCACCAAAAAACUACCAUUAUUAGAUAACAAUGUUAAUAACAAAAACGUCAGUCCCACGACAUUGAGAGAUAUAUGUCUUAAAAAAAUUACUUCUUUACCAUUUGGGGAUAAGAUAUUAGAAGAAUUAGCUUAUGUAUCUCAACGUUUGCAAAAUACCGUUCUUGCUUCACAAUCUAAGGAGAAUAUCCCAAACACGACUUCUUCCCGUAAGGAAAAUAAUCAAUUGCCUCCUCCAAUAAAACCAAGAAAAUCAUCGCUGAAAAUAUCUACAGAAGAACAAAAUAAACCUCCUUUGCCAGCACGAAAUGAAUUAGUAUAUGAAUGUUUAUCACCAUCUCAAAAAAUGUUGAUGGAAAAGACUAAUACAGUUAUCGAAAAAGAUGAGAUAGCUCCAAAAGUUGAAGUGUACUUCAGCAGAGCUGAUGACAAAGACAAAGAUAUUCAUAACGAGUUAAUUAGUAGAAAUACUAUAGAAAAGAUGCCUAUGAAAUCACAAACUGGAAGUAGAUUGUUAGCUUUACUUCGUGAUACAUCUAAUUCGCCAAAAUUAAAUUCAUCGCCCGUACCAAAUAUUAAUUUAAAAACUCCAAAAGUCAAAGAGAACACCGAAUCAUAUUCAAAAAGGCUGUUAGAAGAAAUUGAUACGACAGAAAUUCCGACGACAAAUAAACAUUAUCCUCCAAUUUUAUCUGAUAUUAGUACAAAAUGUGGAGCAUCACGUAGGUCUAAUAAUAUGUCUUCCUAUUGUUAUGAGAGUGAUUCUGGAAUUAGAGAAAAUUCAUUUCAUACUUUGCAUAACAACAAAAAAUAUUUUCAUUAUUCCACUGGAAAUUUGAGCAAAGAAAUUGAAAGUGAUAUAACAUCAAUUCAAAAUAUGCAUAGGUAUUGUACGGAUUUAAGAGACCAAAAAAACGAAAACAUCAGGCCUCGUAGACCAUCUUUGCCUAAAGACUUAUGCGAUCAACAAAUGGAAUAUAUUUGCCAAAAAGAAAAAGAAGUAGAUGCAGAGAUACGUCGCUUAGAACAGGAAAAAUAUAAAAAAAUAAAUAAAGGUCCUAGAGCCCCCAUGUUUUUAGAUAAAGAAAGCUGUUAUGAUCAAAAAUUUGAAACAAAAAAUAAUACUUAUUCAAAAAAAUAUGUGUCUAUGCAUCAAACUCCUACUUGUCCAGAGAGAAGAAAAAUAUCCUCAUUAUUUAGCAGUAGUGAAGAAGAAUUACUUAGAGAAAAAAUGUAUUCUGAAUAUGUUAACCAAAUGGCUGAAAGAGAGCAAAGAAAACAGCAAAAAGUUAUCAAGAUCACUCAAACACCUAUUCACAGCUACGCAACAUCAAAAAGUAUGCCAGCAUUGGAAACUUUUAAUUCGAUGAACAAUCGUAUAGAAGAGGAAUUUAUAUCGAAAGCCAAAGAAAGAUGGUGUAAAUUAGGUAUUGAAGAUCCUAAAACUGAUGAGGAGCGAGAUAAAGGAUUUAAUGUGUACAGGGAACCAAAAAUAAUAGAACAUAAAAUUAAAGUGAUUGAAUCGGGUGAAGAAAAGGACGUUCGAAAAUUGCCUAACCAUAUGCAGGAAUUUGUGAGGUUUACUGUAAAUGAUAAGGACGACGAAAAGGGUUGUACCGAGACCGUGAUGAUUGCGCCGACGUUCAAAGCGCGUUCGUCCUCGCCAGCUAUUUGGCGGCCUGGGGCGCCAGCGGGGGGCGUAACGCCAAACGCGGAAAGCCCUAACGCACCACCGCCUCCGCCGCCGCCCGUAUGGUCCCCGAGCAGUAACACCACAUCACCACAGACACCGAGAAAAACCUUCCGUCCGGUUCAUUUUGAGGACACGCCACCACCGAGACGAAAGUUUGGUAGCUCUGACCAGAACGGUUGUACAAGCGGGUCAGAAAGCGAAGGUCGUCUCAGAACCUCGUUAAGUGCACCAGCUACUGGACUUAAUACCUUGGGGUCUUCCAGCACUAGUCGCCUGCCAAGAGCUCAAAAUCCAACCGUGACUCUGUUGCAGAAAGCACGUGAAGGUCAAAUCUCUCGUGGACUCAGCAAUUACCAACAGGAGAAAGAUCCCCGGCUUCCGCGUGAUCGACCAUCUCCUCCCAAAGGUGACCCAGUGCAUGCAUUACGGAAAGAAUACGCCAGCGAAGCAGAAGGCGACCGCGGCGAUUACGAGCGCAGUCAGAAAAUGACUGACGUUAAGAAGAAAAUCGAAGGAAUCGGACCAACUACCAAAGACGGAAUGCCCGUAGCACUUAGAUCUGAAGUGAAAGACCCAUCGAGGUGGUACAAAAAAAUGUAUGACACCAUACACAAGAACAAAUACGACGAGGAUUGUGUGACAAUACGAUACAAAAACCGCCGAGGUGAAUUACAAAGGCCCAACAGCAACAGGUCGCAGUACGCGUACUUCGAUCCCCGUUCUGGGUACCUCAGUGAACCGGAGGGCGGUCUCAGCAGGCUAGCAUCAAGCACGUGGAGUGAUGCAUAUGAUAGUGACGUUACUUCCGGCCCUAGACGCCGUACAGCAUCAGUGCAGGAGGACAGAAGAUUUGACGAUGUGUCAUCCUAUGUAGCGAAUAACAAAUAUAGCACAUUAGCGUCCGGAAGAGCACGACAGGAAGUGUACAAAAGCCAACCAGGGAGAAUAGAGAACUACGUGCCAGGGAAGUCUUCCGUAAUCGACAAAGAGGCCAAACAGUGGUGGGACGAGGUCAUGGACAUUUUUGACGGGCAAAAUGAAUCAAGCACAUUGUCCCAAUCCCAGGCAUCGCCCAAGGAAAAAAAAGAUCUUACAUCUGCUAUUCUAUCAAAAUCUAAUAUGGCAAGAGCUUUGAAAGAAUCCGGAUACGAAUCCGACUCGACGUUAAUAUUUCGACGCAGAGAAGACACUGAGGCACCAUUGUCACCGGCUGAAAGACGCGCAGCCUACAAAGAUUUACAGGCUGGCGGGGAACCCCCACUUAGAGGCUUUCGAUCGCCAGCUCCACCUAGGCAAGAAACCGAUUCCGCUCCUGAGCCGCCACGUCGGGCAUCGCAUGGCAGUUAUUCGGACUCAGAAUCUCCAAGCCGCCGAUACGUGGAGAGCGACGUGAACAUCCACUACCGGUGCCCCGUGCGACACGACCCGUUACCACUCGUACCGGAGCGGGAGCUCGCACGGCAGCAGGCAGAGCAUAUGAAACGACUUUACAGGGAACAGAAGAGAAAUAAAUAUUUACAGGAAAAUGAUAUACGUGCUGCAGAUAUAGAAGCAUUUGAUGCCUCAAUCAAGGAGCUCCAGGAUAUGCAAAACAGACGUCAUCAAGACAAUUUCAUGCCAUCACAAAAGACUGUCGUCCCGCUCAACCGAUACGACGAAGCAGAAAAAAUUAUAGCAAGAGCUUUAUAUACUUUUAAUGGUCAAACUGCACGUGAAUUAAGUUUUAGAAAAGGAGAUGUUAUAAAUGUUAGGAAACAAAUAGAUUCUAAUUGGUACGAGGGUGAAGUGCACGGGAAAAUUGGGCUGUUUCCAUAUAACUAUGUCGAGUUAUUAAAAGGCGAUGGAGUGCAAACCCUUAAAAAAUCCGCUGUCGUGGAAGGCAGAGCUAGAGCGAAGUUCGACUUUAUCGCACAGACAAAUCUGGAACUUCCAUUGAAAAAGGGUGAAGUGGUCGUAUUGACGAGACGUAUAGAUCAUAACUGGUGGGAAGGCAGAAAUGGGAGCAAAACUGGAAUUUUCCCUGACAGCUAUGUUACAAUAUUGCAAGAGCCCACUCAAGGUAAACCUGAACCUUAUCCGACCCUCAACACUGGCAAGCCGGUCGCGUCUCCGGCGGCGCACGGGCUGCUGAACGGCACCGACAAGCGCAGCAUGGGCGCGCACCGCUACACGCCGCAACCCAACAGCCCCGCGCUCGCCAACGCGCCGCCCGCCACGCAGCCUCUCGCAGGUUACAUCACGAAGUCAUCACAAUCGCUGUCUGCUUCUGACCGCGGCUACGGCCCGCCGACCGGCGCCGGCGUUGACCUCAACAACACCGAGCCGCUCUACGUGGACACUAACGCGGAGGCCAUCCCAUAUCGUGCAAUGUACAAAUACAGACCUCAAAACCCUGACGAGUUAGAACUUAACGAGGGAGACACAGUUUAUGUACUGGAGAAAUGUGACGACGGCUGGUACGUCGGCUCCAGUCAAAGGACUGGACGAUUCGGUACUUUCCCUGGGAACUACGUAGAACGCAUCUGAUAGCGCCAUACGUCGCUGCUGCGGCGCCUCCGCAGCGCGGCGCUGUGCGCGCGACGCUCGCGGUAGGCAAUCAGCUCAUGACGGUCACCUAACAACGUUUGUCUCUUUCUAUCUUAUAGGUUGAACUUCUUACAUUUGUCAGAGGUGAAACCGCAAUAACAACUCAGAAUUUGAAAUGCUUUGUAACUGUUUAUACGAACGCUACACGGACUUGAUUUCAAUGAUAUCUGAAAUUAAUAGGAAUUUAUCGUCGAUACGGUGUCUGUGAGGAUGUUUUAGGGUAGAUAUGGUAGAAUAAAAACAUUGAAUCGAUAUUUUAACGAUGUAUUAACAAUUAAUAGAUAUGUAUAUCUAAAUGUUACCAAAUUGUAAACCAUGACUUUUAUAUCCUUUUAUAAAUAUAUCGUGUUAUUUAUAUUAUAUAUAUUACCCAAAACCAUUCAUGUGCUUUGGUACAGAAUUACGUUUUUUGUUUGUUUUUUUUUUAAAUAUGAAUUGACUUGUACGUUUAUACCCGUAUCGCACAUUUAACAUUUACUUAUUAAAUAAUCAAUAUUAUUUAUUUCGUAUAUACAUAAUUGCUUUUGCAUGUUUAAAUAAAGAAAUAUGUACCUUAUGAAUUUAAAUCGUCCCAAAGUUAGUAGCGCGCCCAAAGAGUAUGUGUAUUGGAUAUUAUGGUGUUGUAUUAUUGUAUAAAAAUAUAUGCAUAACUGUAAAGUCGUUCAGUAGCUAUAGUUAUUUAUUUACGUAGGAGCCGCGGUUGGAGCUCUUCUUUUAAAAGUGACUUUUAAAAGUAUGCAGCAUUGCAUGAUUAUACUAAUUAUUAUGAACUAACCUUGUUUUUCUAUUUUAACUGUGAUUAAGUUCAUUAACAGAAAAGUAUCUCUAACUUUAAAAUUUAUUAAAAAAAUGAUAUUUUCAAUGACAUGACAAAAGUCAAACUUUGAUAAAUUGAAAUGUAUUUUCGAUCUAUAUUUUUAUUUAUUUUAAACAAAGUUUGGACAUUUUGUGAGUAUUGGCAUCACUAAACUAAUACAUUUAUCUCUAACAAUAAAUAUUACUUCAUUAGCCACCGUGUUUUUUUAAUUAGUUACCGCAUUAACGUAGUUAUAAUUAUAUAAAUAUAUAAAUUCUUAUAACUAUGCAAUGGUCGGUGUAAAUAGGGCGAGUAAUAUAUUGACAACUUUGACAAUACUAUUUUAUACGCUUAAUUUAAUAUUAGGUGUAUCGUAUAUAAGUAGUUGAGUAUUAUUUACUCGGAACUCUACGAUAGAAUAGUAAUUUUUUGGCUUGGCUCUCGAUUGUCUAGUCACUGUAAGCAGAAUUAGUGAAUUCUCUAUUUCCUGUUCUACAACUUAUUUGUUAUUCUUUGAAUUCGACGAUUGUAUCUUCAAUUAUAUUAUUUACACCUUAUUUAUUUAACCAAAUUAAAGUUACUCUCGCCCUAUGUAAUUGCUUAUAUUAUGCAUUCAUAAUUUUAAUAAAAGAUUUCUUAUUUUUAACCUAUUGUUGUAUUUUUGUUAAUUUAUUUCUAGAAGCACAAACGUUUAUUUGUUGUUGACACUUCGACAUGCAAUGUAACAUUACUGCUAUUGUUCAAUGUCAUCACAUCUAAUAAUAAAAACUUUCUAUUA
This is a messenger RNA of Nymphalis io (European peacock), 8110 nucleotides long. RefSeq names its product sorbin and SH3 domain-containing protein 1 (gene CAP). The record is from RefSeq and is a predicted model, not a curated record. Bases 378 to 6476 code for a protein of 2032 amino acids. Lineage: Eukaryota; Metazoa; Arthropoda; Insecta; Lepidoptera; Nymphalidae. The transcript is spliced from 22 exons. Gene Ontology annotation, molecular function: protein binding.